This is a messenger RNA of Doryrhamphus excisus (bluestripe pipefish), 1851 nucleotides long. RefSeq names its product FXYD domain containing ion transport regulator 3 (gene fxyd3). Gene Ontology annotation, cellular component: membrane. The record is from RefSeq and is a predicted model, not a curated record. Gene Ontology annotation, molecular function: sodium channel regulator activity. Lineage: Eukaryota; Metazoa; Chordata; Actinopteri; Syngnathiformes; Syngnathidae. Gene Ontology annotation, biological process: regulation of sodium ion transmembrane transporter activity.
AUAUGGAACCUGACAAACCGGUUUCCUGGUAGAACAGCAGACAGGGGAAGGGUGGAGAUGAAGGGUGGGAGGUCUUUUGGAGGAAAACACACCAUCUCAGUGAAACCUGCACAAAAAAAAUUGUUAAAGAAGUCAAUGUGCAUCCCAAUACCAUCAUCCAUGUUCCUUGAGUUGUACAGAGGAAUGAUAUACAACUGACAUAUUAGAAUGCAUGAAUUAGCUACUAUUAGCUACUAUUAGCUACUAUCACUAUUAGCUACUAUUUAGCUAAUUAGCUACUAUUAUUGUUUGUAGAAGUAACUUAAAUGUACUUAAAUGUGGUCAAACAUUUCAAUCCUGAAAACAUGUUCUAAUAAAUCAAUAAAACAUGUUUGUUUUGUUUUCAACAGAGUAAUUUUAGUGUGAUACUGUAUUGACUUUACUGCAUUUUUUCCAACUUCCCUGUCCUUCGACCACCAAUAUUAGCAUCUUUAUCAUCACAUCACCUUUAUCAUAACAAAGCAUAAUAGUCGGUAACCGUCACAACAACGGUAAACGAUAUCUUAGCCUAUCCUUCACUGAAGCUAAUCAACCCCCUGAGCAAACUUUUGACAUGUUCUUUCUCGAUAAGCAAACACAACAUCGCCACUCCUUCUCUUCACUGGUAAGCCCCGAUUCAGGACCAGCGUACACGCCCCUCGUGCGUGUCCUCCGGCGCUCGUGGCGCAACCGAAACAGAUCCGAGAUCAGAACUCUUGUUUGGCUUCUCCGUUGUAAAAAGCCUUGCCAACCUGUGGAGCAUUUCAGUGGAGAAGGGUGUUAACGCACCGAGCGGUCGACCGGGCUCACUUUAUUUGACAUUAUCUUCGUUUUAGGACUUCAGCUCGUCAAGGGCAGAACAACAACAAGUGAGAAGAUGUCAAAAUCCUGUGCUUUGGUGGUGAUGAUGACAAUCGUCUCACUGGUGUUGGCUGAAGAGAAUUCUGAAGAUGACCCAUUUACCUUUGACUACCACAGACUCCGUGUUGGAGGUCUGAUUUUAGCAGCUGUCCUUUGUCUCAUUGGCAUUACCAUCCUUCUCAGUGGCCACUGCAGGUGCAAGUUCAAGCAGGACAAACGGAGGAGAGCAGGAAGCAACACUCAGGCUAUGCUGGCUGAGCAAGCUCGUGGCUGUGAUUGCUAGAAGAUGACAAGAAAAACAAUGACUCCCAGAAGUCAGAUCCUGAGGAAGCUGCAGCGUUCGAGACCCAUGCAGAGGCUUUUUCAUUGUUCCAGGAAGCAACAGGAGGUUAUAAAAGAUGUGGGCCUGUUGUGAUUUAUUUGUGCCUGACAACUGCUCUGCAGCCCGCUGUUCUAUAUACUCUCUCACACACACACACACACACACACACGGACAUGAACACGCUUAUAGACACACAAACCUAGCACCAAAAAUGUUCUUCAUGUAGGUUGUGUCAAAUGUAUCACAGUGCUAUUUGUAGCUGUACUGUAUCUGUGUGUGUAAGGUUGUUGAGCUCGCCUGUAGAUGUUAAUUACUGCAAACAGCCUAACACGUUAUGCAUAUAUUCAUGUCAAAUACAGCGAAUAGAAGUGAAUAGUCGUGUUAAUAAUUUAUGGUGAUCAUCUUUUUAGUUUUGUUGAACAUUACGGUGAACGGCAGUGCAAAAACACAGAAUCUGUCAUGUUUAGGUUAUUAAAUAAUCUUUGAAAUCACAAUGAAAACGUGUUACAUUCUUGUGUUCUUCUUUUGCAUAACCAGGACCAUAUGUUGUAUGUUGUGUGUGAUAUGUAUGUCAAAUAUCUGAUCUACAGACAUAAACACACCAACAUGCAGUGGUAGAUGUUCAUUAAAGGCUUUACUGCAUAACAUGA